Molecule: messenger RNA, 1663 nt
Organism: Sebastes umbrosus (honeycomb rockfish)
Lineage: Eukaryota; Metazoa; Chordata; Actinopteri; Perciformes; Sebastidae
Gene: hwa
Product: huluwa
Exons: 4
Coding region: 219-1139 (306 amino acids)
Source: RefSeq, a predicted model, not a curated record
CUAUAUGUGGCUGCCAGCUGAGUGCACCUAUAGUUGCAUGCAUAGUGUGUCUCAGAUCAAGCCUUUGCUUUGUUAACACUGACUGAGUCUACAAUGAUGAAGACAAGGGAGGUGAAAGACAACACAUCCACUAGGAGACAGUGUGCAUAGACGAGGUGAAAUCUCAACUGAGAUCAGCAAUUCUCCAAAAUCCUCCCAUCCAUGUCCUCUGGGAUGAAAUGUCUGGGAUAAGUCAGAGCACACCAUCCGGUGUGACUGAGGGUUAUCCAGUGACCAGCCUGACUUUAGUGGUCCUGUUGCUGAUCCCCUGUGUGGUCAUCCUGGUCCUGCUCAACUGCCUGUUCCUGGGCUACAAGUUCCUGAUCCUGUCCAAGAAGAGGGGCAACAAGAGGGAGGAGGACGCAGAGGAGAUGCUGCUGUGGUCCACCCUGCAGAGAGAGGUCAGGAGGGGGUCAGACACGGUUUUCCCCUCGCUGCAGGACGGAGACAGGAGGAGAGCCUACAUGUCUCUGUCUGAGCCUGUCCUGCACCAUCCUGUCACCUCCUCCAGGGCUUCAUCCAGGGCCGAGCUGGAUCACAGGAUCCGGCUCCUGAGGCCAGAUGGUGCCACCGGAUCAGGGUACCUGAGGGCACCGAGCACCAUCCGGGUCACCUCCUCCUCCUCUCCGAGACUUGACCUGCGCUCUGGGUGGUGCAAAAGCGCACCGCUCUUACCGCAGAGCAGUGAUUCAGAGGCUGAAACCAGAGUGAACCUAGUUCCGCCAAACUCUCCAUGGGAGACAGAACAUGUGGGUCAUCUUCAUCGGAGCAGUUCCUACGAGAUGCUGACAGAUGUGAAUCCAGGUGUUGCGGUGCUUGUGUUUGACAAAGUGGACAUGGAGUGUGACUUCAACAACCCGCCUUCAGAGGCGUCCUAUCUCAACACGUCUGCAGUGGGUCCUGGACUGGACAGCGACUUUGGUGCAAGUGCAGGUGUCUCCCUGCGGAUCCUGUCGGCAGACAGUGACGAUCUGUCUAACGGCGUCCUGUCUUCAGCCCUGGAGUGGGAUUAUUACGACCCCUGCUACGUCAGACAGAACAAUGUACCCAAACAGAAACACCACAGACCUGCAGUGCACACCAAACAGUACUGGGUGUAAGAUGUUCCGGCUGUCAGUGGGAUCUUUUUAAUGUUUAUUUAUUUAAUUAAUUAAUUAAUUAUUUUAUUUAAAUUAAAUGUUUUAGUCUUCAGUUUGUCUCACUAGUAAUCACUAAAUGAACACGUUUUUUUGAUAAGAAUGUCACUCUGCCAAUGAAAUUGUUCAAAUUUUGAAAUAUUGACUAUAAACGCCUUCACUUUAGUUAUUAUGAAAUAUUUACUACGCACUUCUUCACUUGUGUAAAUCUAAAUUAGUCACCAUUUCAUGUUAACAGGGCUGUUCAGCCAGAUUUCAUAAACAUUCACACUAAGAUUUAUAUUCACUGCUAUUGAUUUAAAUGUUUUGAUUCACUCUGAGUAAUAAAGACUAAUUUAGAAUUAAGUGCUUCUUCAUGCAAAUUACAGUGAAUAGAAAAAAAACAUUUAUGGGGUUCAACUAGGGCUGUCAAAAUAUAAUUUUCACUUCACGGUUACCGUGGCCACAAGAAUUCACAAUAUUAUUGUGAUAUCUAUUGAAAAUUUGAA